Messenger RNA from Malus domestica (apple), 2111 nucleotides. RefSeq lists its product as uncharacterized. Gene Ontology annotation, cellular component: nucleus. Gene Ontology annotation, biological process: protein ubiquitination; interstrand cross-link repair. The record is from RefSeq and is a predicted model, not a curated record. Gene Ontology annotation, molecular function: protein binding; ubiquitin-protein transferase activity. Lineage: Eukaryota; Viridiplantae; Streptophyta; Magnoliopsida; Rosales; Rosaceae.
UCUUCUUCCUUUUUCUGUGCUCGUCUGACGACUUUACCCCCGGAAACCGCAGAGCUUCGAAACCGACUGACGAUGUCUACUUCCGAGCCCUCUGAUAGUGUGAUGGCAAUGCUCAUCGACGGAGAGGACGAGCAGGAAGUACACGAGCUGCAAACCGACGCUCGGACUCCGAUUCCCAAGCAGCGCCGAGAAAUCUUUCCUUCGCUGUCGUCGAAUUGCGGUGGCGACGGCGACGAAGGCAGAAGAAAGAAGGUUUUGGCUUUGAGCGAUACGGAGGGUUUGUUUUGUCCUAUUUGUAUGGAGGCGUGGGAGUCGCAAGGCGAUCAUCAAGUCAGUUGUCUUCCUUGUGGUCAUGUAUAUGGCUUGUCUUGCAUUAGAAGAUGGAUUCAACAACAUGGUGGAAUUGUUGCAAAGUGUACACAAUGCAAUUCAAAGUACAACCUAAAGGACAUAAUAAAGCUGUUUGGAUCACCAAUAGUUGUUCUUGAUGAAAGUCUACAUAAGAAAGUAAGAUCAUACGAGGCUGAAGUCGCCUCUCUCAAGACUGAAAGAGCUUCUUUACUUGACAUACAAGAUGAUUUAUUCCGUGUACAAGAAAAUCUAUUCAAGGAAUUAACCAACUGGGGGGAGAAACUUAGCUGCAGAGGUGAUGCAGCAUCAGGAGAGAAAGGGAUGGAGCAGAGACAGGGCAGACAAUGGGAUCAUCACUCUGCCCAUAAUUUUCUCAGAGAAGGAAUUCUUCACUGUAAAUUUCAAUUGGAGGUCAACUUGAUGUCUCCUCGACAAAGUGAAGAUAUACAGCUUCCACCUCGUACAAAGCCCAUUAAGGAUCUACGUGUAUCCCCAUGUGGUAGAUUCGCCCUUUUAGCUUCACUGGGGAAGAAACUAUCAUUUCUUAGCUUGGGGAGCAACAGUUUUGUCACCACUUAUGACUUACCGGGCCCCGCAUGGUCGUGCUCAUGGGAUCUUAACACGCCACAUUGUAUAUAUACUGGUUUACAGGAUGGUAUGCUUUUAAUGUUCGAUAUGCGUUUUAGCAAGGUUCCUCUGCUAUCUUUGGCUGGGCUGACCUCCCGGCCAAUUCAUACUAUACACUCCCUCGUGCAAAACCGUGCUUUCAGUCACACUUCUCAUAAAUUGCUCACUGCUUCUUCCAUUGGCCCUUGCGUGUGGAACAUGGGUAGUACUGGUCCUGCUGGAGAAAGGCCAUUUCUCAUCCCCGGAUUAGAGGAUCAAGGUGUUUGUAUAUCAGUAGCUUAUAGUCCCUCAACUGAUAACAUAGUUGCUUCAUAUCAUCCGAAAACCAAUACAUCCGCUAGACCUUCUGGUUCACAAGUUCUUAUCAAGAGGGUAGAUGAUUGCUUUUAUCAUAAGAUGGGAUCUGUGCCAGUUCAUUUGAAUGACUUUCAGCUGAGAAAGUCUGCCAUUGUAGAUAUACCAGACUGCUACCCAUUGUUUGCGUAUGGUGAGGAACUGACCCGUGGAUUGAGGCUGCGGGAAUUGCCAAGUCUAAAAGUGAGCCAGAAUCUUGAACCUCAUCAACAUUCCAUCCUUGACGUGAAGUAUGCACGUUCUCAGGACAAAGGUUUGCUUGGUUGCUUGAGUGAGGACAAGUUGCAACUUUUCUCCGCGGCUACAAAAGGUGUGUUUAUAUUGUAAAUACUGAUGCGAAAAUAAAUUUGAAAAGCGAAAGGCGAAAGAGAGAGAGAUCUGCAACUGCUGCAAGGUUUCACCCAUCACUUUUUCGCUACCAAGGACGCUGGUUUUCAGAAUCAUAGGCAAAGAUGAAUCGUCCUUGAGGAUUCGAGGCUGCCAAUAAGAGAUAGGUUCUAAGUUAAAGUCCUGCCCCUUUCGGCUAGUUCUGUGGUAUGCAUUUCUCGGCCAUAGCUCUGGUCGACUGUUACUAUUCUUAUGGUUCUACCGUAGGUUUGAGAAGUCGAAAUUCAAGCUUCUUGUUCAUAAGAAAGAUAGGGCGACAAGGGAAAUGCUAGAUAUCUUUCCACUUGUCUCUCCUUCGCCAUCCUUUUCCGUUCUUUUUGUUUGUGUAUAUAACCCAAAAAUUGUUCAAUUAGAGCUUAAAUUGUUUCGGAAAUAACUCUGUCUGAAAAACA